AUGCCGAGAGGCUCGAACCCCGCUCCGGCCGGGCCAGCUCCGCCUGCGGCCGCCUCUGCGCCAGCCCGCAGCUUCCCGGAUACAGGGGGUUCCCAGAACGCCCCUCGCUUGGGGCGGCCGCGAAGGAGAAGCCACAGAAGGAGCCGGCUCCCCGGACCGCGGGGAAGGGGCGCACCCCACCUGCAGCUCAGAGGGCAGGAGGGAGAGGGAGGCGGAGCGGUUCCCAUGCCGUCGCUCGGAAAGCAGCCGCGGCUGGGAGCGGGCGAUGGGCGCGGGUGGGAGGGCGGCCGCCGUCCCCGCCCGCCCCUCUGCCCGCGGGCCGGGGGCGAUAGCGCCGUCCCGCCCGGGAUGCGCCGCGGGCGAGCCCGGCUGCCCCGGGGGAAGUUGAAGGCCGGCCCCCACGGGCCGCUCGGCCGGCUGCGAGGGGGCGGGCGGCGCCGGGCGCCCGAGGAGGAGCCCGAGCAUCCCGGCGCCGGGGACAGCCGGAGAACGGGCGGCGAGGCUUCAUGGGCUGCUCACGCCAACAUGGUGCUCGCCCUCAACGGCAGCCACCUCUACGGUAACCUGCGGCCCCUGGUGCUGGAGGAGCCGCGGGCGCUGAGCGGCGGCAGGAUGAUCGCCGGCUCCUGGCCCCCGCGCAGCCUGGCCAAGCUCGGCCCGUCGCCCCCCCCGUCGGCGCUGCCCACGGCGAGCCCCCUCCCCUCCAACGACUCCCAGUGCGGGGAGCAGAUCCUCAGCUACGGCAGCGCGGAGAAAGUUCUCAUCGGGGCCGUGCUGUGCCUCAUCACCCUGCUGACCAUCGCCGGCAACUGCCUGGUGGUGAUCUCCGUCUGCUUCGUGAAGAAGCUGCGGCAGCCCUCCAACUAUCUCAUCGUCUCGCUGGCCCUGGCCGAUCUCUCGGUGGCCCUGGCCGUCAUGCCCUUCGUCAGCGUCACCGACCUUAUCGGCGGGGAGUGGAUCUUCGGGCGCCUCUUCUGCAACGUCUUCAUCGCCAUGGAUGUCAUGUGCUGCACGGCCUCCAUCAUGACCCUCUGUGUGAUAAGUAUCGACAGGUACCUGGGAAUUACAAGACCCCUUACAUACCCUGUAAGGCAGAAUGGGAAGUGUAUGGCCAAAAUGAUCCUGUGUGUCUGGCUUUUGUCUGCCUCUAUCACCAUACCCCCGCUCUUCGGCUGGGCCCAGAACGUCAAUGACGAAAAGGUUUGUCUCAUCAGUCAAGACUUUGGCUACACCAUUUACUCCACAGCAGUUGCAUUUUAUAUUCCAAUGUCAGUGAUGCUUUUCAUGUACUAUCAGAUCUAUAAAGCUGCCAGGAGGAGUGCUGCUAAACACAAGUUUACUGGCUUUCCCCGUCUGGAAGAAAUGGAAGGGAUUUCUGUGAAUGGACUUGUAAAACUGCACAAGGAAUCUGAAGAAUGUACUAAUUUUUCACGACUCCUAAAGCAUGACAAGAAAAACAUUUCCAUCUUUAAAAGAGAACAGAAAGCUGCCACCACCCUUGGGAUUAUUGUUGGGGCUUUCACAAUCUGCUGGCUGCCCUUUUUCAUCCUCUCAACUGCAAGGCCCUUCAUCUGUGGUACAGCAUGCAGCUGCAUCCCCCUCUGGGUGGAGAGAACCUUUCUGUGGCUGGGCUAUGCAAACUCCCUCAUUAACCCUUUUAUUUAUGCCUUCUUCAACCGGGACCUGAGGACAACCUACCGCAACCUGCUGCAGUGCAGAUACAGGAACAUCAACCGCAAACUCUCGGCCGCGGGCAUGCACGAGGCUCUGAAGCUUGCAGAAAAGCCAGAAUUCGUUCUGAGAAGUUCUGAUUUCUCCAGGGAAAAAGAGUCAUGACCAAAUGUGCUUCAAAGCAGCCUGAAAAAGUCGAGCCAGACCAGGAAAAAGAAAAAUGAAGAGUUGGCUUCUGAAGAACUGGAUAGAUUUAUAAAAUGUACUUCAUCUUCCUUUGAUGGGAGUGUGCUAAAAAUAUUCCAUGAGCUCAAUACAUUACAUUAGAUACAUUUCUAUUGGAAGUACUCACAUCUUGUUUGUUAUGGAGGAAAAUGCUGUUACAUACAAAUGAAAACAGUUUUCUGCUGAGAAAGCCAAAUAAUUCCAGCAAUAAGUUUGACAUGGGGUGGAGGGAAUGCCACUAAAACUCAAAGAUAAAGCCUUGUACAGAUUUCCACCACAUUUGACUAGGUAGAAGAACAUUUGUAUGUUUACCAUGCUUGUGGAUCCCAGCACUGGUAUUCAUAUUCAGGGACUGUCAGUGAUACUGAAUGUAUUUUGCUGUACUAAAAAAGAGAGGUUUUCAGGCAAAUGCUGUCUCUGUGGAUGCUUUCAGACCUUGUACUAAAGAGAUGCUGUA
Molecule: messenger RNA, 2353 nt
Organism: Serinus canaria (Common canary)
Lineage: Eukaryota; Metazoa; Chordata; Aves; Passeriformes; Fringillidae
Gene: HTR7
Product: 5-hydroxytryptamine receptor 7
Biological process (GO): vasoconstriction; smooth muscle contraction; circadian rhythm
Cellular component (GO): membrane; dendrite
Molecular function (GO): neurotransmitter receptor activity; G protein-coupled serotonin receptor activity
Source: RefSeq, a predicted model, not a curated record